GAUCUUCUUGGUCGAUACGGCAAAGACCGUGAAACUGCUUUGUUCUUUAGGCUUGUUACAGUCAUCAUCUCAGUUUCUCCUUAUCAGAUCUGAGCACCGAGUUCGCCAAGUUUUGUACGUUACAUUCCAUCAUAUCAACAUAUUUGACAGCGGUACGCCCACCUAUCAUCGCCCUACACGCGAACGGACUCGUCGUAUCGGGUGCAAAAACGCUAUCUACUAAUCACGCGGGUGUUCCAAAAUUCAUGCGCAAUCAAAAAUCGUUGUAUCGGGUCCAAAAUACCAUCUAAAUCACUCUUUAGCGGGCGUAACUUGCAGCUUGCCAGCAUUCUUUUUGCAUAUUCGUGCAAGCGAGGUGCUCCAAAUCCCUUCACCCUCCCGCAGCGCACUUUGAUCCAGAAUGGGUCCCCAAUACAGCUCGCACCUCUCGUUCUCUUCCACACCUCGUCUCCUAUGGCAUGCAUACAUCAAAUAUCUAUGGAACCCGCAUCCUGGCUCCUGGGUCAGUCAGGUCGCAUAUUCAUUCCGCAUAUUAGCGUUCCUGCUUAUUCUGCCAGUCGUGAUUCUGACACUGCUGGAUAUCACCUCCUAUGUGAUCGCACGUACCCUCGGCAUUGUUGACGAUGUCAAAGCGUCAACAAGCGACCAGCCUGUUGUGACUGCUGAGGGCACGCCCUCGAUCCUUGUUGAAGAUACGUCAUCCGAGGAAUCGUUCCCCGCGGAGCAAGACAGCUACAUAUCUUCGGUUCAUCGGCAAUAUAAUACCGACAUGAGGAGUGCGGAAGUACAGGAAGAAACGAAGCUCCAGGCUUACUUCACGGGAGAGGAGGAUCUACAGUUGUCUAGCGUUGGUUCAUCACCAGUCCACGAGAACCUGCCUGAAGAUGGAGCGAUGAGAAUGGAAGGUCCACGUGAUGUACAGGAUGAGGCCAUGAUCCUACGCCGACGGGGCGCCCAAACGCAAAGUGAUGAUUAAAUCAGCCUUUUUAGAAUCGCCGCUAGAACUACAUUUUUUGCACCGUGUACGAUGACAUGAUACCGAUCA
Suillus subaureus is the source of this 1045-nucleotide messenger RNA. RefSeq lists its product as uncharacterized. NCBI's taxonomy places the organism in Eukaryota, Fungi, Basidiomycota, Agaricomycetes, Boletales, Suillaceae. The transcript has 3 exons. The coding region runs from base 401 to 976 and encodes 191 amino acids. The record is from RefSeq and is a predicted model, not a curated record.